Messenger RNA from Candidula unifasciata, 1302 nucleotides. The record is from the annotation of a GenBank genome assembly. NCBI's taxonomy places the organism in Eukaryota, Metazoa, Mollusca, Gastropoda, Stylommatophora, Geomitridae.
GUGUACAGACACGGAGGUCCCGCCUUGCGACCAGAUUUGUACCAACACUGAAACUGGAUUCGAGUGUUCCUGUAACACAGGCUACCUGGUUAAUAAACAGAACAAGUCGAAAUGUGACGAUAAAAACGAAUGUACUGACGGAAGGCUUUGCGAGCAGAUCUGUGAAAACACGGUGGGGAGCUACCAGUGUCUGUGUGAGAAGGGCUUCAUUGUCAGUUCCAUAGAUCCUUCUAAAUGUCCGGAUAUCGACGAAUGUGAGACUGACCCCUGCCAAAACACAUGCACUAACACUGUAGGCAGCUACCGGUGCACAUGCAACGACGGUUAUCAAGUCAGCCCCACCGACCCUGCCAUAUGUAUAGACAUCGAUGAGUGCAAAGAAUCAUCACCUUGUCAACAAAUUUGCAAUAACACAGAAGGUAGCUAUACCUGCGGCUGUAAACCUGGCUUUGUUGUCAGUCCAACUGACGCAACCAAAUGCGACGAUGUCGACGAAUGCAAAGAAUCCAGCCCCUGUGAACAAACCUGCACAAACACAGAUGGUAGCUUCACCUGCUCCUGUAAACCUGGCUUUGUGGUCAGUCUAACUGACCCAACUAAAUGUCCCGUUGUCGACGAAUGCAAAGAAUCAAGUCCCUGUGAACAAACUUGCACAAACACAGUUGGUAGCGACACCUGCUCCUGUAAACCUGACUAUGUGGUCAGUCCAACAGACCCAACUAAAUGUGGCGAUGUCGACGAGUGCAAAGAAUCCAGCCCCUGUGAACAAACCUGCACGAACACAGUUGGUAGCUUCACCUGCUCAUGUAAACCUGGCUUUGUGGUCAGUCCAACUGACCCAACCAAAUGUCCCGAUGUUGACGAGUGCAAAGAAUCCAGCCCCUGUGAACAAACUUGCACAAACACAGUUGGUAGUUUCACCUGUUCGUGUAAACCUGGCUUUGUGGUCAGUCCAACUGACCCAACCAAAUGUCCCGACGUUGACGAGUGCAAAGAAUCCAGCUCCUGUGAACAAACCUGCACAAACACCGUUGGUAGCUUCAUCUGUUCGUGUAAACCUGGCUAUGUUGUCAGUCCAACAGACCCAACCAAGUGUGACGAUAUCGAUGAGUGUCUGGACAAGGAGAACCCUCCAUGCCACCACAAUUGUACCAACACCGAGGGAAGCUUCACUUGUUCUUGUAGAAAGGGUUACAUUCCCAACGACUGUGACCCAAACUCAUGCAGAGAUGUCAACGAAUGUGAAAGAGAUCUUUGUGAGAACGACUGCACCAACACACGCGGAGGUUACAUAUGUUCCUA